Molecule: messenger RNA, 1285 nt
Organism: Drosophila pseudoobscura
Lineage: Eukaryota; Metazoa; Arthropoda; Insecta; Diptera; Drosophilidae
Gene: Ctu2
Product: Cytosolic thiouridylase subunit 2
Exons: 1
Coding region: 22-1239 (405 amino acids)
Biological process (GO): tRNA wobble position uridine thiolation
Cellular component (GO): cytosol
Molecular function (GO): sulfurtransferase activity; tRNA binding
Source: RefSeq, a predicted model, not a curated record
UUUUAAUUGAUUUGGAUUGGCAUGUGCAGCAUUGGAGAGGAUGAUUUUGGCGACGAGGGCGCUACCCAUGCCAUGGUAGCGGAGUCCUUGCCCACCGGGAUAGUGAUAAGUCCAGGAGAUUGCAACAAGUGCGGAGUGGUCUCCAGUGAGCUGUACAAACUGAACUUUCGCGUGGCCGAGUGCCGUGACUGCUUCUUGAACCACGCUCGACACAAGUUUCGAGCGUCAUUGGGGGCUGCCAAGGUCCUGCCGCGCAACGCUGAAGUCCUUCUCGCGGUGGAUGGCUCUGCCGAGUCUCUGGUGCUCCUGGACAUGCUCCACUUCGCGCAGACACAAAACACAUUCAGGCGACUGCAUUGCAAUGCUCGAGUGGUCUACAUAGACGCCCAGUCCGUGCAUGGCGGUGAAUCGAUGAAUCUGCAGGCUCUUCAAGCACUCGGCACUCGAUACGAACCACUUGAAUUCUAUGUGGUUGAGCUUGGAGCAUCGGCCUGCUCUCUGCAGCGUCUCGGGCAAUACUCUACGUCUCUAAAGGAGCCCAACGGUCUUAACACGAAGCUUGAGAAACUCCGCAGCCUGACAGCUCGACAGGAUUACCACCAGCAGCAACGCAAGAACCUGCUGGCCUCUGUGGCCCAGAAGCUAAGCUGCAGUCACGUCUUUGAACCGAGCGUCAGUGGCGACCUGGCCACACAGCUGCUGACGUCCAUUGCAUUGGGGCGCGGAGGAAGCGCCGCUUUGGAUGUGGCCCUCUUGGACGACAGGCUGGCAGCCGGGGUCAAGUUACUGCGUCCCUUAAGGGAUCUCAACGAACAGGAAGUGCGAUUCUAUGUGCAUGCCUGCCAACUGAAGCCGCUGCGGGAGAGCGGCAGCAGCUAUGGACAGGAGCGUGGCCAGACUGCCAGUCUUCAGAACCUGACCGCCGCCUUUGUGGGCAACCUGCAACAGAACUACCCUGCCACAGUGUCCACGGUGUUUCGGACCGGCGAUAAAAUUGCUGCAAAUGCACACAUGGAGCAGGCUUCUUGUGCUCAAUGCCAAUCCCCGCUGGACGCGAAGCUCUCCGACACACUCUUGGCCAUUGAGUACUCGAGGGCCGUUUCAGAGGCUGGAGUGGGCCUGUCCAAGGAUGGCGACGCUUCAGAGAGUCUGGCCAAGCAGCGACUUGAGUUUAAAGAUGGACUGUGUCACGCCUGCCGCUGCAUACAGCUAGAGCUGGGAUAUGAUACUCUGUCGUAGCAAAAAAAUAUAUUUUCUCCCAUAAAUGGGGCCAUUUCUAUUACAA